Dioscorea cayenensis subsp. rotundata (Guinea yam) is the source of this 1825-nucleotide messenger RNA. RefSeq lists its product as uncharacterized. The coding region runs from base 133 to 1683 and encodes 516 amino acids. The transcript has 9 exons. The record is from RefSeq and is a predicted model, not a curated record. Gene Ontology annotation, molecular function: kinase activity; ATP binding. Lineage: Eukaryota; Viridiplantae; Streptophyta; Magnoliopsida; Dioscoreales; Dioscoreaceae.
GCUCUCGCUUGGGUGUAGCCUUUGCACCUUUUGCUCCAAAAUCAACAGCUACUCCUUCAGAUCUAACCCCCCAAAAUAAAAAAAAUAAAAAAAGAAAAAAAAAAUAAAGAGAGAAAAAACAUAGAAAUCCUGAUGAUGAUGAUUAACAAGGAUGGGGCGGCAACGAAGCUCGUUCUCUUCCAUCUCGUUGCAAUCGCCGCCGCUGGAGCCAUCGCCACCGCGGUGCAGCUUCGAUCCCGCCGGAAGCGGCGGUUGAAGACGAAGGACGCCAUGCCCAUUCCCACCAUCGUCUUCUCCGAUUCUGGACGCGUUUCUAAGAUCGAGACCUUCUCUCACUACGUCGCAAGGCAAUUGGGAUUCAGUGACAUGAAUGAGUGCCCACAGUUGUGCAAGUUGGCAAAUAAUUAUUUGAGGAAAACCAAAGGAUGUGAAGAGGACAUAUUUGGUUUUCUGUCCAAGGAUUCAAAUCCUGAGGCUCUUUAUGUUAAGCUCAUUCAAGAGCUUGAUAGAUGCAUUCUUGCUUAUUUUGCAUUUCACUGGCAGCAUGCUUCUCUUAUGGUUACUCAGGUUUUGAAUGUUGAUUCAGAACAUAAGAAGAAACUCAAGAACAUGGUCAUGGAGGCUACCAGGAAACAAAGGUUUGAGAGGAUAACAAAGAAUUUGAAGGUGACAAGGGUGUUCUCUACUUUGGUGGAGGAACUAAGAGCCAUUGGAAUCACACCACGAGAUGAUGUUAACAAGUGCACCGAAGUCAUGGUCCCUGCAGCACUCAGUGACCGCAGUCCUGUGUUGCUCCUCAUGGGUGGUGGAAUGGGAGCCGGCAAAAGCACUGUGCUCAAGGACAUUCUUAAAGAAGCGUUUUGGUCGGGUGCAGCGGCGAAUGCUGUGGUUGUUGAAGCGGAUGCGUUUAAGGAGACCGAUGUUAUCUACCGAGCUCUAAGCUCUAGAGGUCAUCAUAAUGACAUGCUCCAAACUGCUGAGCUGGUACACCAGUCAUCAACAGAUGCAGCUUCAUCGCUCCUGGUGACUGCGCUGAACGAGGGGCGAGAUGUGAUCAUGGAUGGCACUCUGUCAUGGGAGCCAUUUGUGGAACAGACCAUAGCAAUGGUCAGGGCCAUUCAUCGCCGUCGUUAUCGCAUGGGUGUUGGCUACAAGGUCGCUGAUGACGGUUCCGUCAUGGAAAACUACUGGGAACCUGCAGAGGAGGAGAACAAUGAUGAGAACAAUAAGAGAAGGCCUUACAGAAUUGAGCUUGUUGGAGUUGUCUGUGAUGCUUACCUUGCUGUUGUCCGAGGAAUCAGGAGAGCGAUACUGAUGGGAAGAGCUGUAAGGGUGAAGUCCCAACUGAAAUCUCACAAGCGAUUUGCAAAUGCUUUCCCAAGAUACUGCCAACUUGUUGACCAUGCCAGGCUCUACAGCUCCAACUCCAUGGGAACUGCUCCAAAGUUGAUAGCAUGGAAAGAUGGAGACAGUAGCUUGCUGAUAGAACCUCAGGAGUACACAUGCCUAGAAAAUGUGGCUAAGUUAAAUGAAGAUGCAGACUCUGUUCAUGAAGUUUAUCCCCAAACUGACACUGUUUCUGCCUCUGGUUCUAUCUGGAAUGAUAUGAUCUCCCCUUUGAGGUUAUCCUCACAGCAAGAGCUCAAAAUUUCUAUCCAAAUGAUUGAAAACCAUGUACCAUGAUCCUUGUUACUUCUAUGAUGCAAAUACAUUACUAUGUAAUCAUCAAUUGUGUUUGAACUUUUGAUGAUUUAAUUCAGACAAUGUAUUAUGUGUAGAGUGAAAAAUAAAAAAGCAUCAUCUCACUUGUUACUUUAUUUUCUAA